This is a messenger RNA of Cotesia glomerata, 2181 nucleotides long. Its product is annotated as exosome complex component MTR3-like. The record is from RefSeq and is a predicted model, not a curated record. Gene Ontology annotation, biological process: rRNA catabolic process; poly(A)-dependent snoRNA 3'-end processing; nuclear mRNA surveillance. The transcript is spliced from 6 exons. The coding region runs from base 1289 to 2137 and encodes 282 amino acids. Gene Ontology annotation, cellular component: nucleolus; nuclear exosome (RNase complex); cytoplasmic exosome (RNase complex). NCBI's taxonomy places the organism in Eukaryota, Metazoa, Arthropoda, Insecta, Hymenoptera, Braconidae.
AAAAAAAAUCACAUAGUCAUUCCAUUUGAAAUUUGAAAGAAAAUUUGAGUUAUUGAUGAGCGUGAGAGAAAAUCUCAUAGCGAGAGUGCUGAAGGGUUAAGCAUCACGCGGUUACCACUAGGUCGAGGAAUUUGUCAAACUGACUCAUCGAUGUUUAGAAUGCGCCCACUCUUUGUUAUUUUAAGAAACGAAUUGCUAAGGGUAGGAUCUUCAAGGGCAAGGUCAGAACAUUUGUUCGGGAAGAAGUUGUCACUUUCAACCUAUCAAGAACCCAACAGAAUAAUUAAUAACACAAUUACACUGCAAAUUAAACUCCUAACUUAUUUAGAUUCUAAGCCCAUGUUUCCAUUGAACCUAGUAUUGGGAUUCAUAGCAGAUGUUCAGCAACCAGACUGGAUUUUACAGUUAUAUGAAAAUAGAGAUUAGCGGCGAUUUAACAAUUAAGAUACAAGAUAAUGAAUUUCGAGCCCACAAACAAGUAUUAGAUCAACGAGGCUUUGCAUUAAAUAAUGCAACUACCGAGGAAAAUAAUAUUUUUAUUCUUUCGGGCAUAAGUCCUGAGAUAUUUGGUAUGAUAUUGGAAUUAGUUUACACGGGAGCUAUCAAGAAAUUGGAUGACUUUGCUGAACCUUUAUUAGAAGCUGCAGACCGAUUUGAACUUAAGGAUCUCAAGUAUUUAUGUGAAAGGUCAUUAGCAGAAAAUUAUGUUGAUUAUAAUAAUUUCGCAGAUGCCUACGUUUUAGCUAAACGCUGUAAUGCUGAUGAGUUAUUGACUUAUGCUCGUUAUAUGGAAAUAGUGCUUUCUGGCAAAGAAUGUCAAAGAUGGUCUGAAAAUAAUCCGCCAACUGCUGAGCAAUUGGAAAAAUAUUUAUUGCCAAUGAAACAAAUACGGGAAGCAGAAAAAACUUCAACAGCACAUCCUUCUGAUGCUCUAGGUGUGUUAAACAAUAAGUUUAGUGAGUGUUCUACAAAUGAUUCGAACAACGAGAGUCCGUAACAAGAUAGCAACAGCAAUGUCAACAUAAUAAUCAUAAAAAUAAAAAAAUUAGAUAAUUCAACAAGCAUCAUCCAAUUAUUUAAUUUUAUUUUAUUUAAAACGAAUUUAGUCGAUAAUUUUUUCUCCGUCUUUUCUUCAGAACUUCAAUUAUACUGAUUGCUAAAUGUGAGUUAACUUGAGGUCUCCAUAACUAUGACAGCAGCGCCGUCAGUUUUUUAAAUACAGACCACGUGUAUAUAUUUACUUGUUACUUGUAUUUUGGAUUUAAGCUAGUUAAUUUAAGUGACAACGAUGCCGGUUGAUCAACGAAGAAUUAAUGGUCCUGAAGUGACAGUACCUUAUCAAAUUUAUGUUGAUUCGACUAGUAGCAAGACAGAAAAUCCAGAGAAAUUUUUAAAAAAUAGAAAAGAUGGGAGACAAAAUCAAGAGCUUAGAAAAAUAUUUAUUAAAACUGGAGUCGUCAGCCAGGCCAAAGGAUCCGCGUACAUAGAAUUAGGAAAAACCAAGGUGAUAUGUUCAGUUUUUGAUCCACGAGAUGUUCCCAAUAAAUCUGGAUACAGUUGCCAUGGCAAUUUAUAUUGCGAAUUUAAAUUCGCGUCUUUUUCCUGCGCUAAAAGAAGAAUUCAUCAGCAGGAUGCUGAAGAGAAAGAAUUUAGCUUGAUAAUGCAAAGAUCACUAGAACCAGCUGUUUGUCGGCAUGAAUAUCCAAACUUUCAAAUAGAUAUCUAUGCAAUGGUACUUGACAAUGGAGGAUCUUGUUUAGGAGCAGCUAUUACUGCUGCUAGUUUGGCUCUUAUUGAUGCUAAUAUUUCAACGUAUGGUAUCGUUACUGCGGUUAGUGCUGGUAUUUACGCGGACACUGUGUUCCUGGAUCCAACUACCGACGAAGAAGAACUUUGUAUGAGUGUUCCCUCAAAAACCCACAAGUCUAAAAAUCACGGGAUAAUUAUGCAAGCGAGUCUUUUACAGAAGAAUCAAGUUUCCGAGUUGUAUUUUGUGGGAAAUAUUGAUCUCGACACAAUGCAAUCUACCAUGGAAGCAUUGACCAAAGCCAGCGAAAACCUUUCUUUAGUUACUCAGCAGUACUUGGUUAAACUUGCAUUAAAAAAGCAUAAAAAUAAUAUUAAAAAUUUAGAAUAAGGAUUUUGAAAUUUUUUUUAAUUUAAUAAAGAAUAUUUUUAAAU